CGCAGGGCCGGGGCGGGCCGGGGUCCGGGAGGCGGACGCACUCUGUGGCGUCGGGUGUUUUGGUUUGCAUUUUUUUUCUGCGAAAUAAGUUUGCUUUGGCCACGCCUCAAAGCGGCCGCCUCCUCCUACCCCCUCCUCCGCCCCUCGGCGCACACCUCUCGGGUGCAGAUUGCAAAGCGUCUCCUGUGUGGAGCUGCAAUUUUUGUAAGAGCCAGACUUGCCCACCUUGUAAGAAGGAGCGCCUGUGUACCCUUGCACCAUCCCUUGCAAAGAACCAGCAGCCAGAUCUGGUCACCUACUCGCCAGGACUGUAUGAUCUCCCGGGACUUUCUUGACUCUCACGUUUCUGCACCAAAGACCGCAAAUCCCUGGCGUUCCUAGGAUUUGCAGCGUUCUGGAUACUGGAGGCUUGCGAGCUCCGCGCGCCCGAUCCUGGGUAGACACUCGCCCGAGGCCCAGGAGCGUGCCGGCGCCUGGAGAGCCAGCCCUUCGCCUCUCCAUGAGCCCAUGAACCUGGGGCCAGGUGCCCGGCGAUGGCGCGGCCUCUGAGCGACAGGACCCCGGCUCCCCUGCUGCUGGGCGGCCCAGCCGGGGCCCCCCCUAGCGGGGGAGCGCUGCUUGGGUUGCGAAGCCUCCUGCAAGGGACCAGCAAGCCCAGAGAGCCGGCCAGCUGUCUCCUGAAGGAAAAGGAGCGCAAGGCGUCUCCGCUCGCAGCCACGGUCCCGGGGCCGGGACUGGAGACGGCAGGCCCGGCGGAUGCCCCCGCUGGGGCGGUGGGAGGCGGCCUGCCAUCUCGGGACACACCCAGUCCUGUGGACCCAGACACAGUGGAGGUGCUGAUGACCUUUGAACCUGACCCAGCUGAUCUUGCCCUGUCAAGCAUUCCAGGCCAUGAGACUUUUGACCCUCGGAGACACCGUUUCUCUGAGGAGGAACUUAAGCCCCAGCCAAUCAUGAAGAAGGCAAGGAAAAUUCAGGUGCCAGAGGAGCAGAAGGACGAGAAGUAUUGGAGCCGGAGGUACAAGAACAACGAGGCAGCCAAGCGGUCUCGCGAUGCUCGGCGGCUCAAAGAGAACCAGAUAACGGUGCGGGCAGCCUUCCUGGAGAAGGAGAACGCCCUGCUGCGGCAGGAGGUGGUAGCGGUGCGGCAGGAGCUGUCGCAUUACCGGGCCGUGCUGUCUCGCUACCAGGCCCAGCACGGGGCCCUGUGAGAGCUUUCCUGCACUUCUCUCCCCCUCAGACUUGCGCCCUGUCGCCUCUUCCCUCCCCGCCUUGUGGCCCACAGGUUGGCCAUCUGGUUGCCCCAGGGACGUGAUAAUGCAGAUAAAUACAUUUAUAUUUUUAAGAAAAAGCGAGCCUCCCCCCUCCCUUGCGGGGGCGGGGAGGGUCCCAUGUGUGCUCCGGACACGUCGGGGACCCCAUCCUCCCACCGCCUACAUUAACACAAUCCUAAAUAAAUCUUGAG
Octodon degus (degu) is the source of this 1465-nucleotide messenger RNA. RefSeq names its product D-box binding PAR bZIP transcription factor (gene Dbp). The coding region runs from base 534 to 1211 and encodes 225 amino acids. Gene Ontology annotation, molecular function: DNA-binding transcription factor activity, RNA polymerase II-specific; RNA polymerase II cis-regulatory region sequence-specific DNA binding. NCBI's taxonomy places the organism in Eukaryota, Metazoa, Chordata, Mammalia, Rodentia, Octodontidae. Gene Ontology annotation, cellular component: nucleus. The record is from RefSeq and is a predicted model, not a curated record. The transcript is spliced from 4 exons. Gene Ontology annotation, biological process: regulation of transcription by RNA polymerase II.